Molecule: messenger RNA, 1092 nt
Organism: Quercus lobata
Lineage: Eukaryota; Viridiplantae; Streptophyta; Magnoliopsida; Fagales; Fagaceae
Product: protein ALP1-like
Exons: 3
Coding region: 1-1092 (363 amino acids)
Source: RefSeq, a predicted model, not a curated record
AUGGCUGAAGUGAGAGAUGGCAAUCCUACCAAUUGUCAUGAGAUGUUCCGCAUGACACUAGAUUUAUUCUAUUACUUGGUUAAGGAGCUGAAACAUUAUGGGUACUUGAAGGAAGGGAAGGGGCGUGUUGAUGUGCAAGAGGCAGUGGCCAUAUUCUUGUAUACUGUUGGGCAUAAUACUCGGAUGCGGCCUGUGGCAGACAGAUUUCAGCAUUCCACUGAAACUGUGGAUUGCAAGUUCCGUAGGGUUUUGCGAGCUGUCCACACAUGGGGCCAACAUUUAAUCAAGCCGGAUCCGAAUGUGGUAGGCCUUCCAGAGCAUUUGCGGGGGAACAAUAAGUAUGACCCUUGGUUUGAGAGAAGCAUAGGAGCUAUUGACGGAACACAUGUUAGUUCUCGGCCUUCAGCGAUAAGACUCCGGACUCAUAGGAGUCGCAAGAGCACUGUUACAACCAACGUCAUGUGUGCAUGUGACCAUGACAUGCGGUUUACGUAUGUCCAUGGUGGUUGGGAGGGAAGCGCCAACGACUCCAGGGUGUUUGAAGAAGCUAUUAAAGACCCAAAGCAUGGCUUCCCAUGGCCACCGGAAGGUUCCUAUUACUUGGUUGAUUCGGGGUAUCCCAUUGGUGCAUCGUUCCUUCCACCACAUAAGGCCACCCGAUAUCAUGCUCAAGAAUUCAGGAGGAGGAGUACUAGGCAACCAAAAUCGGGGAAAGAGUUGUUUAAUUAUAGACACUCUUCAUUGCGUAUGGUGAUUGAGAGGUGUUUUGGAGUCUUGAAGGCUCGCUUUCCCAUCUUGAGCAACAUGGCGAAGUAUAAGCAAUAUCGUCAGCGUUUAGUUGUUUCUGCGUGUUGUGCGUUACAUAAUUUCAUACGCAUCAAUAAUCGAAGGGAUGUUCUGUUUAACACGUGGGAGAACCUUGGUAGGGAUGAUAUGCAAACCGAAAACAAUGGGAACUCUCCUAAGUCGAGUGCAAAUGUCGAAAGAAGACAUGUGAGGGAGAUGUCUAAUGCAUCGAAGAGAGCAAUGGGUGAAUUUAGGGAUGAUAUAACUGACCGUAUGUGGGAGGAGUACGUGCGACGUCGACGUUAG